AUGAACACCAAAGCAAGUUGUCGACCCGGUGGUGGAUGUCGUCUCUUGGGCGUUGCGCUUGUAGUGGACGACAUUAGUAAAGGAUGUAAUUUAGCCUUUCGAUAUCCUUCUCCUCCCUUGGAAAACGCAUCGAGUUUUCACACCCUUCCAGCGCCUUUAUUGGCCAAACUCUUUCGACCGAAAAACGCUUUAUGCAAUGCCAGUUUCGAACUGGUAGUGGACGAUUUGCGCUUUGUGAGUCAUCCUGUACUAGUAUCGCAUCGUCUGCCGGCUGCAGUACCAGUAGAUGGGUCGGGAAAGGCUUCAACAGCCUGUAAUGGAUCAAUAUCGGCUUCAAGUGCAUCGCCUACAGUUAUAGAGCAAUCUUCUAAUGGCUCGACGGGGAACGAAACGACCAUGUUUAACGUCAUUUUUGCACUGGAAGAUCGUCCUUUACAACGAUCAAGAAGUACAGAAGCUCUGGAUGGGGCAAUUGAUACCCAAUUGCUGCCUCUACAGCAAGCAGACGAGGAGGAACUUCUUGCUAGAAGAAGAAGCAGUGCUCAAGCUUUUCAUACAGUAGCAGCACAGCUGUCCAAUGGUCUUUUACACGAGGAACUUCGUGUUCGUUUUGUGUCAAAAGAAGUGAGAGAGUUGCUACAAUUGAGAGAUGAACUGGCACAAAGUGAACGCAAUGCAGGAAACAAUAAUACCGGCAUUUUAAAUGGUACCAGUGGAUCGAGUAUGAGUGCUGCAGCUGCAGCAGGUACAACGAGUGGUAACAGUAUGUCAAGUAAUGCUGGAGGAGGUGGCACUGGAACCAAUGGAGCGAGUCUAUUGCACCACCAUCAUCAUAGGAAGGACGGGGAGAGUGGGUCGACGACUGUGAAUGUCGAUCCGCAGACUUUGAUUGAUGUUUCAUUGGGAAAAAGUGUGCUGGCAAAUGAUUUAAAGCGAGUAUUUCAUGGACUGGAAGAAUCUGGAGCUGCGCACGUUGUGUUAAAUGGAUGGGUGAAAUUAUCGCUGACACUUACGGAUGCUGUUACGAUUAGGAUGGCAAGUUUGCGUCCGUACCAUACACUUCUGCUACUAUCCGACAAGAGUAAUAUUCUGAAUAAGCUGCCUGCAGAUCAUGCACGACAACUCCGAGACUUGGUGGAGGCUGUGAAUCCGCUAAAGAGUUUCCAAGAUAUUGCCUUGGAGACUGGCGUGCCUAUUCACCAAGUGUUUCGUCUAUCAGCACAUCUUGUUUAUUGGGGGUUUGGGCGUAUUGUGGACGCAAUCACAUUGUACAAUAUUUAUCAGGUCAAUACGAAAGCAGAUCUGCACAUUGCGUCGCCGCAGGCGUUGGAGUUCCGGCGAAAGUUCACGCCCUACGAGAUAGGAGAGGUGUUAUCGACGUUUUCUGGUACGCGUCGCAUUGGUGAAUACAUGAAGACUUUGUCUACAUCAAAAAAGAAUGAGUACAUCCAUAUGUUGAUCUGGCUGCUUCAGCAACGAUUUAUUGUACAGCUCCACCGCUACAUCUACUUUAUGAUUCCGUCGGAUGGAGAAUAUGCAGCUGAGCUUGGCAAUGGAGGCGCAUCUUCUAUCGGAAGUUCUUCUCCUGCAUUGACGGCUUCCAGCUUUCGUCGCCAACGGGUCAAUAGUAGUGUUACGAAUACAAGCGUACUUGGAAGCGUGCCAAUAGCUCCAACACCACCUAUGAAUCCAGCUUGUUUGGCGUUACCGUCGCCUCCAACGGCACCGUUGGAUGGAAGUCGUACAGCAGAACGAUACGGAGGUAGCACUGUGCCGAUGGCGCAAGUUGUGAGCGUAGCUAGCCGAUUGCUGUUCACAGACAGGGAGCGUGCGUAUUUGGCCAAAAUUGCCAAACCCAACCCAGUGUUCACGCUUUUUAAACGGCUAUGUGUGUAUUUUCACGGAGAGCACCAUAUCGAAGAGAUAAUGUGGCGCGAGAAUUUAUCUCGUGGCGAGCUUCGCACCGUUAUGAGCACGUAUCAGGACAUCAUCGUCUGCUGUCUUCAUGAGUGA
This is a messenger RNA of Peronospora farinosa, 2013 nucleotides long. Lineage: Eukaryota; Oomycota; Peronosporomycetes; Peronosporales; Peronosporaceae. The record is from the annotation of a GenBank genome assembly.